UUUUGUUUUUUCCCGCCCGGCUUCAUUAUUGAUGGCAUCGGGACGUAAUGCGGAAGCAUGUGUGAACGUUUCAUUACAAAAGGUGGACGCCGCUCGUGUUAAUAUUGCAGACCCGCCGGACCCGACCGGACGGGCGGACGGCUCGCGCGACAAAAAAAAACUUUAUCACACUACCAACCAACAAUAAAAAAAAUAUAUUGCAAUUAAUUAAAAAUAAAAUUAAAUCUCGGGAUCGGUCCGCGGAAUUUUGAAUUUGGAAUCGAGCGCGGUGCAACUAUCGGGACGCGUGCCGGCAAAGUUUCCAGAAGUUUGGCUAAAGUUUCGUCACGUGCGUGUGUGGACAGCGGACCGGUCGCGUGACGGAUUGGCCGGACGGUCGCCGGUCGACGGCGCGGCGAUCCACAUUCCAAAUUCGAAUUUUCCGCCGUUUUGUUUUUUUGAUUUCGAACAGUUUUUUAUAGUGUUCGGAAAACGCGCCGCCGGUAUCCGGACAAUCGCAUGUGACUUUGUUAACGUUUUGUUAAUUGUUUUUUUAUUGAAAUAAAUUCAGUGGCGUCGAGCAGCCAGCGGCCGAGAUCAAACAAAAGAUAACCAAACGGACAAAUCAUCUCACAACGAUCGGCGGACGUCCCACAUGACUCGCUAACAAAACAUAAAACAUUCAAAAUGGUGGAGAGUCAAACACAACACUUCUGCCUGCGGUGGAACAACUACCAGCGCAGCAUCACUAGCGCCUUCGAGAACCUUCGGGAUGACGAGGACUUCGUGGACGUGACCCUGGCGUGCGAUGGGAAGAGUCUGAAGGCGCACCGCGUCGUGCUAUCCGCUUGCAGCCCGUACUUCAGGGAGCUGUUGAAAUCAACGCCAUGCAAGCACCCAGUGAUCGUGCUCCAAGAUGUGGCCUUUACGGACCUGCACGCGCUGGUCGAGUUCAUCUACCACGGCGAGGUCAACGUGCACCAGCACAGCCUGUCCUCGUUCCUCAAGACCGCUGAGGUGCUGCGCGUGUCUGGACUCACGCAUAAUGACGGAGCUCAGACUGCGCCGCUGCUGCAGACGAUGCGCACCUCAGCAGCACCAUCUCCACAUACUCCGCCGCACACCGCGCACUCAAGCCACAUGCCACACACGCCCAACUACACCGAGAAACUCGAGGAGGCCCUCCUCCAACCAUCCUCUAGCGUGCCGCCGAUGAUGCGCAGAAUCCCGCUGCCGCCCCCGCGCCGCAUGAGCAGCUCAGCAGACAACUCCCCUGACGUCAUCAAGCGCCCGCGCCACGACAACAAUAACGAACAGCCACAGAUACAUGCAGCAGACUUCUCUACAAAGAACCACUCGAUGGUGAACAACCGAGCCCACGCCGAGCCCGGAAACAACGGCAACGGCAUCAGCAAUAGCAGCUCGUCCCCGUCCCCCCGGCUGAUCGACGAGGUGAAGAACGAGCCCCUGGACAUGAUAUGCCCCUCGAACCCUGAUAUAGACAGGAGCACUGAUGAUACACCGCCGCAUUCCCAUCAUCGGCCAAUGGGAGGAGGCCCUCCAUCACGCGGCAGCUCAGCGGAUGCUGAAGACCGCACGCCACCACCGCAGCUGCCGCCUUCGCCGUUCAUACCGCCACCAGACACCAAGCUCUUCACUCCCUCGAACACCUACAACUUCACCAUGGAAGCCCUCACUCAGCAUCCAGGACUUACCAAUCUGCAGAGCCCGCUGUCCGCCGACGGGAUGGCCAGCACGUCGCAAGCUGUACCGCCCCUCCGUAUGCCCCCGCCCACCGCCGGCGGCAUCAACGAGCCUCAAGAGUGUCCCUACUGCCGCAGGACAUUCUCUUGUUACUAUUCACUGAAACGACACUUCCAAGACAAGCACGAGCAGUCCGACACGCUGUACGUGUGCGAGUUCUGCCACCGGAGGUACCGCACCAAGAACUCGCUGACGACGCACAAGAGCCUGCAGCACCGCGGCUCCAGCGGCAUGCUCAAGCGGCUGCUCAAGACCUCCGCGCUGCACAGCGCGCUCGCGCCGGCGCCGCACCACCUGUUCGACCUCGGCGCCAGCGACCACGGCCCGCAGCUGCCGCCCGGCCUUCAAUGACCACAAACUAUGGCUUGAACCGGUGGUAACGCUCCCUGUUCCAAAUAGGCCCGGACUGCUGUUCGGGUGUAUUUGUAAUGCGGCGAAACGGACGCGGACGCCAACCCGACGCGCUCGGGCUGGCUUCACAUGUGCAAUAUAACGGGACAAUGCCAAAACAAUGCAGGAAUAUGCCGCAUUUAUAUGGUUAAUCGUAUUAUAAUUAGUAAAAUAUUGACGUUAGGUUUAAAAUUACACGAACAGUAUUGUGGCACGCGGCUUGUAGCGGCCGCCUAGUGUUGUACGCUUCGACGGUGGACUUGCUCCGUGUCGCGACGUCACGUCAUGUCACAUCACGUCACGUCACGUCGCGUCGCGUCACGUGCAUAACGCGAUGUACCGACGUUUUCUAGUGAAAAUGUCCAAACAGUGUUCAAUAUGACAAUGUAAUCCAGAGCAAUACUAAAGUAUUAAUAUAUCUAGUACUGCCAAAUGUAUGCCAACUGUAUUCUAAAGAGAUGAUACAUUUUUUAAAGAUACACUUUUCGAUUAAUGUCUAGUGUCAAAUUAGAUUCGGUAACUGUACAAAACGAGAAUGUACAAAUUUUAAAAAACAGUAAAUUUAAAAAAAAUUCAAAGAAAAUAUUUUUUAAUGAAACUUUUUUCGGAACGCCAAAUCUAAAUUAAAUAAAAUAAUACAGAUUAUUUAGGAGUUAAUUACCAAAAUUUUUAGAUUAAAAAUGUUGAUGUUGAGUAAACAUAAAAGUUAAAGACUUCUUAGAAUCUGAUUCCGAAAGUACAAAAUUUAACGUCUUACGAACAAUACGAAUAUAUAAAUCUAUGUGCGUUUGGCUUCAUUAAUGAUUAUGAUCAAUGUAUAAGUAGCCGUGCCUUCGUCUUCAUGUCAUUCAUUAACUUGUUGGAGGAUUGUUGGGACAAAGAGACGUGCUACGGAUGCAGGGGGCGCUCGAGGGUGUCGGAGGCGUCGCCGAGGCUGCCAGCGCGCGGCGACUCCCAGAAUACAGGGUUACGAGUGAGUGCAGUCAGUAGGGAUAGGACCGACAGAUAGCCUGGACGUGGGUCUUCGAAAAGCUGUUCGACGAUCGUAUACGUGUGCAUGAUUUCAAAUCAAGAAAUUGAAAAGAAAAAAACAUUUCUUGUGUAUAAAAAAUACGUAGUUUUAGGUAUUAAUUAAUAGAAUUAUAUUUAAUCUGUAUCCAGUUUGGGAUUUCUCUCUAUGAGUGUAUAGUGGUUCUUAUUUAAAUGUCGACCAACUUAGCGGACGUCUCGUUAUUGAAAAUUUAUUAGAUUAUUAUUAUAAUUAUUCUCAAAAAAAUCUUAGGAUUACAUAACCAUAAGAUGGCUGCAGAUUGUAUAAAAAAAUAUUUUUUAUUUACUUAUAUCGUAGGUAAUUAUUUGAGAACCGCGUUCAGUAACCACACGACAUAUCUUUUUAGGGUGAAUGUUUACAGAAAAUCUCAUUAUCAUGAAAUGUACCGUGGGCUUGAACUCCGACAUAUCACAAAACUAUAUCUCUAUAAUAAAGUAUUUUCUAAUUCAGUGAUAUUUCACGAAGCCAAAGAUAACGUGGAGAUAACUUUUGCAGUGCAUUUAUUUCCAAUAGAAUAUUAAAAAAAUAUAGAAAAAAUAUCUUUCUGAGAAUAAAGCGUUGUGCCAUAUCCACACAAGAAAACAUUCGGAACAUAUCAAAUCACUCAAAGUGAAUCUGGCUUUAUAUCGAAUAACCGUAUCAAACCCGCUGACGAUCGACGUAAAUUAUUUAAUCAAACGGAAAAUGCAAACUUUCUAACCUAAUAUAAUAACUUAAUAAUUUAGUUUACAAUUUAUUAGUUAUUUUUAUAAGCAUUGUAUUAUAUUUGCUUCAUCAAAAUAAAGCUUAGUUUGCGGUAAACAAUGCAAGUAAUUUUAAAAGUCGAUUUCUAACGUGUUUUGUCUUUUGGCUUGAUCAGUCGUUUUUUUCGAUGAAACCAUCCAAAUUUGGGAUAUCACAGGUCAACAACGCAUUUACCUCUGUUCAGUAAUACCUCAAGUUUUUUAUGUUUUGCUUAUUUAAUGUUUUAUUCACAAUGUUACACGGGGUGUUUCGUAUAGGUUUAAACGCAAUAACUGUUCGAAAACAUAUUUCGCCGGAGCUUAAAUGGGAAAAGCAAGCGGGUAGUUUAAAUUGUAUAUAUUUUAUAAGUUAGAAAUACAUUUCAUAACAAAUAUAUCGUGGCAUCCAGUACUAGGGGCCUCGUGAUAUUAAAUAGUGAAUAGAUAAAAUCAUUAAUGGAAAAAUGGAUUUUUUAUAUAUUCUACUAAUGGAUUUAUUGAUAGUGAAACUUAGACGUAGUCUUUGUAACAUUUUGUGCGUUUAUUGUUUCCGCUGUGCAAUUAUUUUUCAUCGGUUUGUCUGUUUGUUUAUGCUUGUUGUUAAACGCUUUGUUGGGAAAGUUUGUACUUUUUCCCAAGUUUUAUUUUUGAUGUUUGGAUAUUGAUUUUUUUUUCAAAAUUGUAUGAUCUCAGUUGACAGCUGCGUAAAACAUCAACAUUGGGGACAGCCGUAUGUGAUUGUUGUUAGGUCUUAUAGAAAGUUCGUGUUAAGUUUUGAAAUGUGUCGGCAAAAUUUUUUGAACGCAGCGUAGAAAUUAAAAUUCCAAAAAAAAACAGCGAAACAAUAAAAAAAGUGUAUUCUGUAAUGUAUACCAAAAUACUGCAUUUUUAAAUAAUAAGAAUGAAAGUGAGAAUUUUUCUUUUUUAAAUAUUUUUUAACAACACUCUGGAUUUAAUAUGCAGUUAUUUCGCUUUUUCGCCAGUUGUAUAACGUUAAGUUUUUAUUAAUGGGUAAUGUUUCAACCAGACUGUGUUACUACGUAGUGUAAUACAUAUAUAAACAACAACAAGAUGCCUUCAAUCAGUACAACUGUAACAAUAGCCUACGCUAGGUAAAUAUAUAAGAAUUACGCGUUUUAAAAUGACGUCUCAUACACAAACAUAUAAAUGUAUUUGAACAUAAUCCUGCAGUUUUAGUUCAGUAAUUUUACAAUUUUGAUGGCCAUUGCAGCUUGCGUAAGCCCCUAUCUUUCAUGUCAACCUAUCUUUCUUUUUGCGAAAAUAAUUAAGAAUGAAAAAGUAAUCAAGUCAAAAUCAAUAUCGUCAUCUAUAUCACAAAUGUUAAUACAAUGGAAAACAGUUUUUAUAAAUCUAGAAUUAAACUUCAAAUAGGGUCAACACAUGAAUACUCGGAUAGGUGAUAUAUAUUCAAACUGAACCGUUCAAAGUAAAAGUGAUAAGACAAUACUUAUAACUUAGUAUUAAACUUGUUUUUUUUUAAAUAAUUAUGUCCGACAUACAUUUAUUUUGAAGUUCAACGUUGACUAGACCUUAUAUUUAAGCAGGAAUUCACAUAUAAGUGCCAAGAGUUCUCUCUCAUAUUUGAAGUCAUUUUAAAACGCGGCUAUAGUGUUAUACAUUAUAUUCAUUUGCAAACGCCCAUUGCAACAAUCACUCAAAUAUAAUUUUCAACUCAUUAAUCAUUGGCAAUUCGAAUUUUACGAUUCGAUAACCUAUUUUGUAUUAUGAAUAGGUAUAAAAUCAAUUAGAAUAAGGCGUUUAUUACAUCUCACCUAAACACACAUGUUCACAAAAUACCGUUUCACAAAAUAUCUGUUUUUAAAUGCUUUUAUAACAUAAGUAUUAUUACCUCCAUUAUUGUAAGUAUUACCUCCAACUGCGUCGUUUAUUUUUAAUGUAUUAUUGUAGGUUGGUAGCGUCCCGCGGGACCAAACCGGGUUACUUCACAACAGCAGCCAGGAUGUGUCGAUUCUUAUAUUUAUUAUACUAUAUUGUAAAUGCAAACGAGAUAUAACUGUUGUUAAAUAGUUUUUACCCUACACAUAUUAUUUUUUGUUGAACCAUAUUCCAUAUAUAAAAUGCAAUAGUUCGUCGCGUGUUCGUUUUAACCGCGACAUUUCGUUGUUUAUGAGAUGUCUCGGUUGAAACGCAUCCGACCCCAGUAACUUCAAUAGUUGUUUUAUAUGAAAUGAUUUUAUUGCUCGGACGGGGAGAUAGCAGUUUUUAAGAAUAAAUCGACCACGAUCUUAUUGUUCAUUAAUAUAGCUAUUUCGCGAGUUUUCUUCACAGCGACACAUACAUGUGACGCCGGAGGAACAUUUUUAAAUUUUGUAGGCUAAGACACUUUCAUACUUGAUAUUGUUUUUUAUGAAGUUUCGCAUGUGUGUGUCGCGAUACGUUACAUUGUACAUAAAUUUCCGUGUCGAUGUAUUCUUGUAACCAAUAGCUUUAAUAUUUAUACCAGUAUCUUCCACUUUAAUGUAAUUGUAAUCACUCGUAGGGCAAUAGUUUUCAACCAGACCGAAUACCUCACUAUCUGAUAGUUACAUUUAUGUAUAAUUAACAAUAAGGGACAAUAGAGUAGCAGAUUUGUAAGUUCAUUUUUAUUUUUUAAUUACAGUGCGUGAAUUUGUGUUAGGUAGGUAUAAUUGAAAGUGUAGGACAGCUAUGAAAAAUAUAUUCCCUAAUAAAUAUCACGGGGAAUCAGAUGCAGGCGAUAAAAUUGAGGAUUUUAAAGUCAUUUAUCUAAGUUGUUGUCUUGGAAGGCUGUAACCAUAAGAGUUAUUAAUGAUUUUUAAAAAAUCCCGAACUUUGCUAUCCAAUCUCCUCGGAUCUUUUGAUUUCGAGUACUUAGUUUAAUACAUUUUGAGAGAAAAUAGUUGCUUACAGUAUCAUAUAUGCAACAAAGCCAGCAACGAACCUCUAGGAGUUCUCUGAAUAAAUUCCUGCGCCUCGCAUUCAAUUUCAGAUCCUCUAGGAGGUCUUUAAAUAAAAUCCUGCGCCUCGCAUUCAAUUUCAGAUACGACUUUAGUAAUAGUGAUUCUAUACAUUGUAGUCAAAUACACAGUUUGCGUACUGUACCAAAAGUCCGAAUAAAAGUCCGAAUAUUCAUUUAUAAAAUCUAGUCGAUAACUUUCGUGUUUUUUCAUAUUUACCCAUGGAUAUAGAAAUAAAUCUGCUAAACUUACAGUUAGAUUAAAUAGUUCCAUAACUCAAAGUGCACUUACGACUUUUUAUAAAUAAAAAAAAAUAAGUAUUAUAUAGUGAUAUAACCCCGUCUGAGCAUAUUCGUUGAAUACCAGUCUUUUACAAUACAUGAAUAUAAUAUAAGAAAUAUUUACAUUUAUAUACCUUAAUCGCAUACACUAUAAUGACAGUUAUUAGUAAAAUAACUUUUUAUCUACAGAUCAAAUAAGGCGGCUGGGCAAUUGUGUUAAAUUUAGGAACUAAAUGGAUUUCAUUUUUUUUUUUAUCAGUAUUUUAUAAACACGUCAACAUAAACUCUUAUAUUUAGUGCAUAUAGCAAUAAUGGGCUUCACAUCGGCCUUCAAUCUCAAAAGUAUCUUAUAUAAACUGGGAAAUUCGUAAUAAUUAUUGAAUUAUAUUAAAUCACUCUGCAUUAAGACCAUUGGUCUUAGAAAUGUUUCAGAAAUAAUACGUCGUAGUCCAGUGCUAUGUGGUUGUUGAGUGUUGUGUUUUUUUUUUCUUUUAGAAAGUUUACCAUAAUUGCUCAACCGUUACUUGUUAUACUUGAGUGACACAUUUUAUACACACAGAAAUAUUUUUUUACGAAGAAUUAAUAAAAAAUAAACAAUUUAUAUGUGAAAGUUAAUUAAGUGGCAAUUCUAAUUUACCGCACUAUAUUUUUGCUGACACACUUAGUUUUAGGACUUUUUUCUUUUAUUAUUAUUAUUUUUUCGUAAUUUAACGUAUGCACGAUCUGCAUUUUUAUAAGCAUUGAUAUUUUUCUUUUUUUUUCGUCUUAUAAGCGAGCGCCGAGCGUGUUGCGUGCCAGCGGUUUCUUUAGAACAAACGUAAAAGAAAAAAAUAUAAUAAUUUAUUGAUGGAUAAAAAUGACAACCGAAGGCGGGCAACACCGCGGCAUUUUAUUGCCUAAACUAAUAUUGAUUGUGUUACUAUUGUAAAGGUUAUAGUUUGCCAUCGUUGAUCAAAGAAAGAAAAUAUGUGUUAAAUAGAAUUUAGUUGAGAAAUGAGUUUUGUUAUACUUUUAGAAAGUUCGGGAUGGAUCAGUAGGCGAGCGUGUACAAAAUGUUUCAUAGUAUUGUGUAAUGUUCGGAAUUAAGGUUUAGGUAUGGCGGCGCGCCCGCAGCUUAUCUUGGAAAUUGUUGUAAGUUAACAUCUUAUUAAAGUCGGUGAAGACACUUAGAGUACUACUGUUGUAGCUGUAUGGCAAGGGUGUUUGUAAACCACUGGAAUCAUCAACGAAAACAGUUCUACGUAUGCCACUUGAAAAAAACAUCUAUAUCAUCAUCUUCAAACUUCAUGAGCUAUUCACAAACAUUGGCAGAAAGUCUUUUUCAAAAUACUAUCUCAAAAUUAUAAUCCAAACAUAUAAUUUUCACAUUGAUAUUAAAGUAGGUACCUAUAGCAUAAAAUAUACAAAUAAUAAAUUUAUUGAAAUAAAUAUUCAAAAAUCGCUGACAAAUACAACUUCAAUACAAAAAUCUCAACUUAAUUUACAGUUUAUACAAAUAUUAAUUGAUGUAAAUGUAAAAAUAGAUAAAUUUAUUACCUAAAAUGAUGAAAGCGGCUUAUUAGUAUCUGCUCACAAUGUUUCUGUUAUUAACAAAGUUGAAAUUUGAUUAUCCAAUUCAAAAAAUAUUGAUCGGUUUCAGUGGUUUGUAAAAGAUGGUGUCUUUACUUGUUUUGAUGUUGUUGAUAUAAAUGUGGUUAAGGAAUCAAUUCGGGUUGAAGGUGGGCUUUAUUUAUGUUUGAUAUUAAUUACCAGAAAAAUAACUUUACUCAAUUUAUAAUAAUUACUUACAUAAUUAUCUUCUUCCAUUUCUCAAUUUCAUAAAAACAUUUUUUUUUCUUUUUUAAUAUCUUCAUUAAAAGUUAAAUAAAAAAAUCUCGAAACACGAUUUCGGCCAGCUUGCUUCACAUAAUAUAACGAAAAAGUUCAUAUGUCUUUAAUAAUUUUUAUUUUUCAAAAAAGUUCUGAACAUAGUUUUUUCUCUGGAAGUUGAAGGAAAACAGAACUUAAAGCCCACAAUUGGUAGGACAUAUCAAAUAGUCGGAAAACUUAGUACUAUAAGUAUCUUUGAAUCUGACGAUUGGUUUUAUUGAGCGGAUUUACGUUUCAUUGUGGAAAAACGUUUCUAAUUCUCAUGAAAAGUAUAACAGUUGGAUGUAAAAGUAUAAAAUAAACUCGCAGUGAUUCCAUUUAUGA
Manduca sexta (tobacco hornworm) is the source of this 9337-nucleotide messenger RNA. It is a transcript of the gene br, whose product is annotated as broad-complex core protein isoforms 1/2/3/4/5. Gene Ontology annotation, biological process: regulation of transcription by RNA polymerase II. Gene Ontology annotation, molecular function: protein binding. The coding region runs from base 667 to 2094 and encodes 475 amino acids. The transcript has 8 exons. The record is from RefSeq and is a predicted model, not a curated record. Gene Ontology annotation, cellular component: nucleus. NCBI's taxonomy places the organism in Eukaryota, Metazoa, Arthropoda, Insecta, Lepidoptera, Sphingidae.